This is a messenger RNA of Jaculus jaculus (lesser Egyptian jerboa), 2172 nucleotides long. RefSeq names its product endogenous retrovirus group K member 25 Env polyprotein-like. Gene Ontology annotation, molecular function: structural molecule activity. Bases 1 to 2172 code for a protein of 723 amino acids. The transcript has a single exon. NCBI's taxonomy places the organism in Eukaryota, Metazoa, Chordata, Mammalia, Rodentia, Dipodidae. The record is from RefSeq and is a predicted model, not a curated record.
AUGCCGAGUCACCAAUCUGGAUUCCUGACAGGCUCGUUCGGCCUUUCAGGGCCUCCGGCUCUGAGUUUGAAAAGAAAGAGCAGACCGCGCCAUCCAUGGUGCCUGUCUGUGGCACAAAUUUGUCCAACUGAAACCACUGCAUCGGCUCCGGCUCCGGCUUCCACAGACGAGGUGAAAGAAAAUCCUUUGACUACAGCUUUCGUCCGCCUUCAGCUUUCACCUCGACAGCCGCCGUGUGUUCCUAGAUCAGCAGCAACUCGCAGCGGUGUGAUGCCAUCCUGGGGACAACUCAAGGCGCUGGCUGAAGGAGCUCACUCCUUGGUGGCUGCAGCUCAUCUACUGCCCUCAGCACCGAAUCUGUUUGUUGCUAUGCUUUCACUUUUGGCUGCUGAGAUAUGGUGUCUCUCGCUCUUUCCUGUUGUUGCUGCAGAUAUGUCCUAUUGGGCCUAUCUUCCAGACCCUCCAAUGUUCCAUCCUGCUAGUUGGGACUUUGGACCUAUUAAGGUCACCACUAAUAACACCGAUUUAUUGGGGGGAGAAAGUAAUUCUUAUUUGACACAAAAGACUGAGUACAAUUUUAGUUAUAUGGGCAUGUCAGACACUCUUCCUGUUUGCUUCUCUAUUAAUAAGGACAUGUCUGGCUGUGUUCCUUUGGCUGAACAUCAGUUAAUUGCUGACUCCCCUACUCCUCCUACUAGUACUCAAGGGGAUGAUGGACAGGAACAACGAGAUGUAUGGUUCCUUAAGUUAUAUCUCCCAAAAAAGUAUAAUACUUCUGCCUAUGAGAUAGAGCCUACAGCCUUACCCAAAAAAUUACCUGUUUGUCAAAAUAGUACAGAUUUAGAUUCCAUUUGGGAAAAAAUACCACCUUCAGGGUACCCAAAAUGGUUUUCAUGUGGCUUUCCUACUAAAACUAUUAAAUAUUCUCUUUUUAAUUCCUCUCUGUCCUUGUUGGAUUGGUCAGUCAGUAGUCCAGACCAUGACUAUACACAGACUUUAAAACAAGCAAAAUAUAUACGAGGAGACAAUACUAUGCCUACUGUUAAGGCAAGUGCUUGGUAUGGUCCAGGUUGGGUUGCACCCUCAUUUCGUCCUCAAAUGCUGGGAAAAAAGGACUUCCCAGUACAACUGGAUCUUUUUAGACUGUUUGCAGCCACCCGUAAAGUCACUAUAAUCAGACCCCGGGGGACAGUUAUACAAACCUCUGCCCCCGUGACUGCUUGUGUGGCUGCCCCUUUCUCCAUUAUUCAUCCUGGAAUGGAGGGCCACUUCUAUUUGCAACAAAGUUCUCAUGGGAUAUUUCAUGUUUCUUGUUCUAAUUGUAUUCUCUCUAAUUGUAUCACGGAAACUUCUGAGGAUGUUUUCUUGAUUUUACGUCAACCUCCAUAUGUUAUGCUACCAGUAAAUAUUACUGGAAAUUGGUUUUCUAAUCCUGGAAUUGAAGCUCUCCAUAGAGCUAUGGUUCUGAUCACACGCCCCAAAAGAUUUGUAGCAACUUUAAUUUUAGGUAUUACAGCUUUAAUUGGAAUUAUUUCAAGUUUUUCUCUCUCAACUACGUCCUUGGUAAAAGAAAUACAUACUGCUAAUCAUGUUAAUCAGCUUUCUAAGAAUGUCAGCCUAGCACUUAUGAUUCAGGAAAAUAUAGAUAGAGGAAUACAGGAUAGACUCAAUGCUUUGGAAGAGGCAGUCCUCUUUAUAGGAAAUGAAAUUCAAAACAUAAAAAUUAGACUCUCAGUGCAAUGCCACUCAUUAUAUAGAUGGAUAUGUGUUACUCCACUGCCCUAUAAUGACUCCGAACAUGAUUGGUCACAAGUUAAAUCCCACUUACAAGGCCUUUGGAACAAUUCUCAGCUGACUAUGGAUAUGGGUCUUUUGCAUGAAAAGAUCUCGGAUAUUAGUAAUUCUCAUGUAGGAUCUGCCUCUCUAGAGGAAGUUUCUACAGUCUUUGCUUCUGCAGUUACUGAGUUCGUUUCCAACACUUCCUGGCGCAACUUUUUAUUUAACAUCUGUAUCAUUGCUGGUCUUGUUCUUGUUCUUCUUUUUCUUCUCCCAGUCAUCUUCAGACAACUCUGCUACUCACUUUCAGCAUUAACUGUGGACGUUCAAGCCAUUCAAUUAAAACAAAAAGGGGAAGAUGCAGAAGAUGGCAAGCAUAACACUUCAGGAUCAUGA